AGACAACCGGAAGAGGUCGGGGGAGGGAUGUUGCUAUGGCGGAGGCCCCAGGGAUGGAGGAGCCGGUAGCGGCAGCAGCAGCAGCAGGAGGUGCAUUAAAUGGUGAUGGUUUUAAGAAACCUUCACUCCCUUUGGCUCCACCACAGAAGAAAACUCUCCAUUCGAGCCUUCCGCAUACAGGCCCAGAAUUAACUGAAAGUGUUGAUGUUGUCGGGGAGUCCGGGGUGAAAGCUGCACCAGCUGUGGAAAGCUCUGCACAUCAUGACGAAGAAACUCGACCUGAGCUCCAAGAAAGACCCGCACCAGAUCAGCGGCCUAUUGAGAAACCUCGUCCCAAUCUUAUAUCACUGCCAAAGAAGCCCAAGUCAGCAGCCACCAGGUUACCUUCAGAUAAAUACAAGCCAUGCCCUCCACUCCCAUAUGUGGAGCCACCAUGGGGAGGGUUAGCAGAAGCCCCUUACAGCUUUGAGAUCCUCAAGAAUGGCAGCAUAAUCUCGGACAUAAGUCUGAAUUCAAAGAGCUUUUAUGUUGUUGGGAGGCUUCCAACCUGUGACAUCUCUCUUGAGCAUCCUUCCAUUUCUCGGUACCAUGCCAUAGUGCAACACAGGCGAGUUGCUGAUGGCGAGAGUGGAACUGGAUUUUAUGUUUAUGACUUGAACAGCACUCACGGGACAGUGGUAAACAAACAGAAAGUCAAACCGAACUGCUACCAAAGACUUAAAGUUGGCCAUGUUAUUAAAUUUGGAGGGAGCACAAGACUCCUUGUGUUGCAGGGCCCAGAAGAGGAUGAAGAUGAGGAAUCUGAUUUCACUGUGACUGAGCUGGUGCAGAGGAGCCAGCAGCACAAGCAGCUGGAGAAACGAAUGCUGGGUGAAGAUUCUGAUGAGGACGAAAGUGCGGAUGUUGAGUCAGUGGAACAGCCCAGGCCACCUGCAGCCAGCAGUGUCACUGGUUGUACGUGGGGAAUUGUUGAGGAUGCAGUGGAAGAUGAAAGUGAAGACAACCCAUAUUCCAUUGAAUUCCAGGAGGACCGCGAAGCUUUUUAUAUCAAAGACCCGAAGAAAGCACUCCAGGGUUUCUUUGAUAGGGAAGGUGAGGAGUUGGAAUAUGAAUAUGAUGAGCGUGGCUGUGGUACCUGGGUCUGUAGAGUCAGGCUCCCAGUAAAUGAUGCUCUAGGAAGAGAACUUGUUGCAGAAGUGACACACACCGGCAAAAAGAAAGAAGCUAUGGUUCAGUGUUCAUUGGAGGCCUGCAAGAUACUUGAUGCCAGAGGGGUUCUGCGCCUAGAAGCAGUCUCUCGGAAGCGAAAAUCCAAAAACUGGGAAGCCGAGGACUUCUAUGACAGUGACGAAGAUACUUUCUUAGAUCGGACAGGAGCUAUUGAAAAGAAAAGGCUGAACAGAAUGAAGAAAGCAGGAAAAGUAGAGGAGAAAGUGGAAACUUAUGACUCCUUGGUUGCCAAGUUAACAGAGGUGCAGAAAGAGCUUUCUGAUGUUGAAGCCAAGUUGAAAUUGUCUGGCAGAGACAGUGUGCAAGCCCCUGGGGAAGAUCCUUUGGAUGCCUUCAUGACCAAGAUCCGAACAGGAGCAACAGUAGAUAGCGUCACUCGAAAGAAAUUGCACAUUAAAUCCUUUGAACUGAAAAGGGAGCAGCAAAGACUACAGAAACUAAUAAAGAUAGUGACACCAGCAGAUCUACCAGAGCUGAAAAUGGAGAUUGCAAGUCAGGCUGGAGACGCAGAACCCAAACCUAAGAAAAUUGCUGUGCCCAUGUUUGGCGCAAUGAAGGGCGGAAAAAAGUAUAAACUGAAGACAGGCACCAUUGGGAGAUUGCCACCUAAACGUCCUGAGCCACCUAGUAGUUGUUUUAACAUGAAGGAAAGCCAAGUAGUUGAAGAAGAGGAGGAGGAAGAGGAGGAGGAAAAGGAAGAAGUGCCAAAGAACAAGUCUACUGGUUUGACCCAAGGGCAAGAGACAGAACAAGAGGCAGGCUUGUCUUACCCCACUGAUUUAAUGGAGAAUCCCAGCCAGGAUAACGAAACCUCACUGUCGGUUCAGGUCUCCAAUCAAGAAGGAGAUGAGGAUGGUGCAGUUCCUUCAACAGAAGACAGUGAUGAUUGCAUUAACUCUCCAUCAAACGACUUGAUGCCAGCUAAGAUACAGCCUAAGGCCAACAAAAAUGAUGAAAAAGUUGUGAAGAAGAAAAUAUAUGGUCCUAAGAAACCACCUCACCAACUCUCAUCAGAGUCCUACCCCGAGAAUGAUCCUGACUAUUGUGUGUGGAUGCCCCCUUCAGGUCAAACAGGUGACGGUAGGACACAUCUGAAUGACAAAUAUGGCUAUUGAAAGCCCAAGGCAGUUGCUAUAUCCCAAGGACGUACUCCUCAUUAGAGGGGAUUUGUAAUUGUAUCUGUACUGCCACCUUCAGAGCACCACGUCUGGAUUCUGGAAGCUUACAGCACCAGCUGGUGUUGUGUGAAACUAGAGAACAGUACAACUCUGUGAAUCUCAUCAAGGUCACUUUGCUGUUGCUUUGCAUCCCUGUUAGGAUCUCUUUGGAACUCUACUGAGCACAUAGAACAGUUUUCACACAAAGUUCUGUUGCUCCUUUUUUGCAUUCCCACUGGAGCAGAAUUGCAGUCCCAACUGAUGUCCCAGCAGACACAUCUGAUGGUAUUAUACUUUGGAAUAGUUUGAGGUCUGUGUCUCCUAACGUGAUGUGCUUAUAAUUUUGAUGUUGCCGUGUGGGACAUCCUCCUAAUUCUCUGAUCCAAAGUGGAGCAUGACUGCUUCUAUGUGGGAAAUGAAGCCAGAGUUUUCAUUUGAUGCCUGAGGUGCCAUUUUCCCUUGAGAGUAUGAACCCAAGCUUCAGGCUCCAAGAUCCUUACAGCACCAACAAGCCUUUGGAUGACCUCAAAUGACACAGUGGCCAGUAGCUGCUGCCAUGUGUAGGAAUCAUUUGAGAAGUUUAGGGCAAGGUUUCUACAAGAAACAGCCAUAACUCUACUCUGAAUUCCCUUCUGUUUAUUAUGUACAGCCUUAAUUUACCCUUGGUUUUUGGCUUCUUCAGUGCUUGUUCAUGUUUAGUUUCGAAAUCUUCAGAUGCAAUGUAAGAUUAAUAUUGUGAUUCCAGACUAACUGGAAACCCACCCUGAGUUCAUAUCAGAGCUCCCUGGGGUGUACCAUGCAUCCAUUUUACACACCAUUGACAAUGCAGUGUGCACUCCCAGAAUUUCAGAAACUUCUGUGUGUGUGUGUGCAUUUAAAGCAACUACAUUGUGCUGUCUGUCACUUUAAUAAAAGGGAGAGGGUAUGCUUUAAUAAUAUGGCAUUUGGUUGCUUUGUUACAAUGAGAAUAAAUCAUUUUAUUUGGAACUGUGAA
Hemiscyllium ocellatum (epaulette shark) is the source of this 3381-nucleotide messenger RNA. RefSeq names its product solute carrier family 4 member 1 adaptor protein (gene slc4a1ap). NCBI's taxonomy places the organism in Eukaryota, Metazoa, Chordata, Chondrichthyes, Orectolobiformes, Hemiscylliidae. The record is from RefSeq and is a predicted model, not a curated record. Bases 36 to 2345 code for a protein of 769 amino acids. Gene Ontology annotation, molecular function: protein binding; mRNA binding. The transcript has 15 exons.